Molecule: messenger RNA, 927 nt
Organism: Brenthis ino (lesser marbled fritillary)
Lineage: Eukaryota; Metazoa; Arthropoda; Insecta; Lepidoptera; Nymphalidae
Source: the annotation of a GenBank genome assembly
AUGGAGUUUAUACCAAAGAACUCAAUACUAGAAUUCAACCCCGAUACGUUACAAUCUUUGAGAAAACAAUAUGACUUGGAUAAACCAGGCAGAAUCGCAGAAGCAAUCAAUUUGUUGGAAGAAUGGAUUAAAAAACAGCCACACUUUGUUGUAAAAAGUUUUACAAGGGAUUAUUUAGAGAGAACCAUUAUUAUCAGCAAAGGCUCGGUGGAAAGAGCUAAAAUGAAAUUAGAUAGAAUAUGUACAGCUAGAACAUUAUAUCCAUAUUUCUUUGGAGUGCCCAAUGUAAAGGAAGUUGAAUUGCUAAAAGUUAUAAUAGGUGCUUUUAUGCCUAAACUCACUAAAGAACAUUACAGAAUAUACACCUUAAAUAAUCAAGCAAAAGCGUAUCCUAAAGGAUAUAGAGAGAUAUACCAAUACUUUUUCAUGCAAUGUGAAUACAUCCAAACUUAUGACUAUUGUAACGGAUUAUUACUAUUCAUAGAUUAUAGAGACGCGGAUUUGAUGGAAGCAUUGAAGGCGUUCACUCUUAGUGAUAUGCGAAAUGCUGUAAACAUAAUAAAGGAAGGAUACGGUAUGAGGAUCAAAGGCAUACACCUUUUGUCGGAAUCAAAAGCUAUAGAUGCAAUUGUAGUUGUACUCAAGCAAGCUUUCAGUGCGAAGGUUGCAUCACGUAUAGUAGUUCACAAAACUCUGGAUACGCUGUAUGAAUAUAUUCCUAAACAUAUGUUACCCAAAGACUAUGGUGGUGAUGAAAAACCGUUGAUUGAACUUCAUGAGCAAUUUCUAGACGUUUUGACGUCGAAGGAGUUUACAGAUUAUUUGACAGAAAUGAACAAAGCGUGCACUAAUGAAGAACUACGGAUGGUAACAGAUGAAGAACGAUUUAUGGGAGUACCAGGAAGUUUUAGAUCUUUAAGUGUCGAU